This is a messenger RNA of Nyctereutes procyonoides (raccoon dog), 1449 nucleotides long. RefSeq names its product galactosidase alpha (gene GLA). The coding region runs from base 120 to 1382 and encodes 420 amino acids. Gene Ontology annotation, cellular component: cytoplasm. Gene Ontology annotation, biological process: glycosylceramide catabolic process; glycoside catabolic process; oligosaccharide metabolic process. The record is from RefSeq and is a predicted model, not a curated record. NCBI's taxonomy places the organism in Eukaryota, Metazoa, Chordata, Mammalia, Carnivora, Canidae. Gene Ontology annotation, molecular function: alpha-galactosidase activity. The transcript has 7 exons.
AGUUGCCCGAGAAACAGUAACGUCGUUAUUUAAUAACUCACCGCUGAUUGGUCCGCCCCUAAAGUUAAAUUUAAAAGCCCAGAUUACCAGUAGAAAUUUAACACUGCAUUACGGUGACAAUGAAGCUGAAGAACCAGUUGCUGCAGCCGUGCUUCCUACUGGCACUUCGCUUCCUGGCCCUGGUUCUCUGGAGCUUCCCUGGGGCCAGGGCCCUGGACAAUGGCUUGGCGUUGACCCCUACCAUGGGCUGGCUGCACUGGGAGCGUUUCAUGUGCAACGUUGACUGCCAAGAAGAGCCAGAUUCCUGUAUCAGUGAGAAGCUCUUCAUGCAGAUGGCAGAACUCAUGCACUCAGAUGGCUGGAAGGAUGCAGGUUAUAAGUACCUCUGCAUUGAUGACUGUUGGAUGGCUCCCAAAAGAGAUUCAAAAGGCAGACUUCAGGCCGACCCUAAACGCUUUCCUAAUGGGAUCCAAAGCCUUGCUAAUUAUGUCCAUAGCAAAGGACUGAAGCUAGGAAUUUAUGCAGAUGUUGGAAAUAAAACCUGUGCUGGCUUUCCUGGGAGUUUUGGACACUAUGACAUUGAUGCCAAGACCUUUGCUGACUGGGGAGUAGAUCUGCUGAAAUUUGACGGUUGUUACUGUGACAGCGUGGAACAUUUGGAAAAUGGUUAUAAGCGUAUGUCCCUGGCCCUGAACAGGACUGGCAGAAGCAUUGUGUAUUCCUGUGAGUGGCCCCUUUAUAUGUGGCCUUUUCGUGAGCCCAAUUACACAGAAAUCCGACAGUACUGCAAUCACUGGAGAAAUUUUCAGGAUGUUUAUGAUUCUUGGCAAAGUAUAAAGAGUAUCUUGGCCUGGACAUCUUCUAACCAGAAGAGAAUUGUUCAUGUUGCAGGACCAGGGGGUUGGAACGACCCAGAUAUGCUAGUGAUUGGUAACUUUGGCCUCAGCUGGGAUCAGCAGGUAACUCAGAUGGCCCUGUGGGCUAUCAUGGCUGCUCCAUUACUCAUGUCCAAUGACCUCCGGCAAAUCAGCCCUCAAGCCAAAGCCCUCCUUCAGAAUAAGGAUGUAAUUGCCAUCAACCAAGACCCCUUGGGCAAGCAGGGGUACCGGCUUAGAAAGGAAGACAACAUCGAGGUAUGGGAACGCCCACUCACGGACCUAGCAUGGGCUGUGGCUAUGGUAAACCUGCAGGAGAUUGGUGGACCUCGUUUUCAUACCAUCUCUCUUGCUUCCCUGGGUCAGGGGAUGGCCUGUGUUCCUGACUGCACGAUCACACAGCUCCUGCCUGUGAAGAGCAAGCUUGGGUUUUAUGAAUGGACUUCAGAUUUAAAAAUUAAGAUAAAUCCCACAGGCACUGUUUUACUUCGGCUGGCAGCAAACUAAACUACACUAAGUAAAGUCUUUUUUAAAUAUAUAUUUUGUUGGGGCCCCAGUGUGGCUCAUCAGUUAA